CAUAGCUUGAUGGGAAGGCUGUAGAAAAACAAAAGUGGUUUCACUUUCAGCUUGUAGAAAAUAUUUUGACGAUAAAUGCUCCCAAAUCUUAAAUCUGAAAGACUUCAUAUUCGGACUAGUGUUGGCUGUAGGUGUAUCCUGCGACUGGGAAGUGUUAGAUGUUUCCUGGGACAAGAAAUAAAGGAUUUUACCGCACUCCUGUUAGCAAAAGUUUCUUAAUACUCACUGGAUCAGCCUCCUUGCUUAACAUAUUCCUUGCCUCAUCAACUGCCAACAAGUUUCUUUCUACUUCUCAUUGGCUCCAUCUAGUGCAACAUGCCAAGGUCUGGCAAUUCUUCAGCUCAACCAUUUCUUUUUCCUCAACUCGGGACUUGAUUUGCGGCUCACUAUUGCUCUACUGGUUUCGGGUUUUGGAAAGGAGGUUUGGUUCCAAGAAGUUUUGUUGCCAUGUCUUUGCAAAUAGUGUUAUUGCGGCAGGACUUCAGCUAGUAACAGUGUAUGGAUUGAGGUCAUUUGGGCAUGAGCUGGGAGCCCUUCCAUCAGGACCAUAUGGCGUGAUCUUUGCAUUUCUAGUCUAUUACUACCUGGAUGUCCCAAGUGUAGAUGCUGCUAUAACUGUACUGGCCUUGCCCAUUUCUAGCAAAAUCCCAAGCUACUUUCUUGCUCUGCAGUUGCUGUUUACUACCAAGGAAUCCCUUCUAGCUGGAACAUGUGGUAUAGUCUCUGGCUUGCUUUACAAACACAACUUUGCUUACGUGCAGCAGUGGCUCAAAAUUCCUGAUAUAUUUACUGGGCUGUGCUCAAGAAUGCUUGGGAGGUAUUUUGAAGAGUCAACUUUGGAGCCGCGGCAGGCUUUCCCUAUGGGUGCCACCCUGGAGAUUCAGGAACAGCAACGGAUGGAGUUAUAUGAGCAGCAGAUCAUGAGACGAAUGGCAGCACAAGCCAAUAUUGGACAUCCCCAGAACCGUGCUAGAGCAGGCCAAGGCUAUUCUGAGGUGAUGGUUCCCGCAGGAGGGCUUGGGGAGUGGCUAUGGGGUAACCAGCCUGGUGCAGGACACCAGGGCUUAAUGAACGGCCAUGAGAAUGGGGAUAUUCCCCAACAGCAACCAACCGCUGAAGUUUCAGAGGAUCAGGUACAGACUCUUGUUGAGAUGGGGUUUUCCAGACAAGAUGUCCUUCAUGCUCUAACAGUGACAAAUAAUGACAUAAACACUGCCACUAAUGUGCUAUUAGCCAAUGCCUCAUGAGCAAAACGUAUUCCUGGUAUUGAUCCUACACACAUGCCUGGCUCUGCCUGAAAAAAAAGAAAAAAAAUCUCAGCAUUUUAGUAUACGUGUCAUGGUGUUGAAUGUUGUGCUGGUUUUAAUCUUUGUACAGAUGAUAUAAGUAAUGUAUAAUAACUUAACUGGUGAAAAAUUUGACAGUUGGAGAAAUAAACUGUUGUAUAGUA
Molecule: messenger RNA, 1450 nt
Organism: Nematostella vectensis (starlet sea anemone)
Lineage: Eukaryota; Metazoa; Cnidaria; Anthozoa; Actiniaria; Edwardsiidae
Product: ubiquitin-associated domain-containing protein 2
Exons: 9
Coding region: 159-1247 (362 amino acids)
Cellular component (GO): membrane
Molecular function (GO): serine-type endopeptidase activity; protein binding
Source: RefSeq, a predicted model, not a curated record